This is a messenger RNA of Chlorella variabilis, 1722 nucleotides long. RefSeq lists its product as hypothetical. The transcript has 11 exons. Gene Ontology annotation, cellular component: nucleus; tRNA-splicing ligase complex. The coding region runs from base 116 to 1579 and encodes 487 amino acids. The record is from RefSeq and is a predicted model, not a curated record. Gene Ontology annotation, biological process: tRNA splicing, via endonucleolytic cleavage and ligation. Gene Ontology annotation, molecular function: RNA ligase (ATP) activity. Lineage: Eukaryota; Viridiplantae; Chlorophyta; Trebouxiophyceae; Chlorellales; Chlorellaceae.
GAAGGCUCUGUUUCAUUCCUGGCUGGAUCUUGGAUAGACGGCAGGACGCUGGGGCCCUGCCCCAGCCGGCGCCUUUUUGGAGGAGAGAGAGAGAGAGAGAGAGAGAGAGUUCACCAUGCCAGUCAGGACCUUCGAUCAGGAGAUGGGGUUCAUCCAGCAGCUGAGCCCCUACCACUACCGCGUGGCGGCGGGGUUUGUGCCGGGCAUGUCGGUGCCGGGCGUGUUUUACGUCAACGACCGCCUCAAGGGGCUGCUGUUUGAGGAGCUGCAGGCCUACUGCCAGCGAGGCGAGCACGGUGGCUUCCUCCCCGCCGUCAAGCAGCUGGCCAAUGUGGCCGCGCUGCCCGGCAUCGUUAAGAAGUCCAUAGCGCUGCCUGACGUGCACAGCGGGUACGGCUUUGCCAUCGGAAACGUGGCCGCCUUCGACAUGGCCGACCCGCAGGCGGUGGUGUCGCCCGGAGGAGUGGGGUUCGACAUCAACUGCGGCGUGCGCCUCAUCCGCACCAACCUCACAGAGUCUGACGUGGCGGAUGUGCGGGAGCAGCUGGCGCAGGCCCUGUUUGACCACAUCCCCGUGGGCGUGGGCAGCCAGGGCAUCAUCCCCACCACCGCCCGGGACCUGGAGGAGGCGCUGGAGAUGGGCAUGGACUGGAGCCUGAGGGAGGCAAGCAGGCGGCUGCAGGGGGGGUACUCUUGGGCCCAGGACAAAGAACACUGGGAGGAGUAUGGGGGCAUGGUGGGGGGCGAACCCUCCAAAGUGGUGGACGAGGUGUUUGACCGCGUGGCGGCCCGCAAGAUGGGCAUCGACCAGGUCGGGCAGGUGUGCGUGAUGAUCCACAGCGGCAGCCGCGGGCUGGGCCACCAGGUGGCCACAGACGCGCUGGUGGGCAUGGAGCGGGCCAUGGCGCGGGACGGCAUCCUCACAAACGACCGCCAGCUGGCGUGCGCGCGCAUCGGGUCGCAGGAGGGCCAGGACUACCUGACCGCCAUGGCCUGCGCCGCCAACUACGCCUGGGUCAACCGCUCCUCCAUGACCUUCCUGUGCCGCCAGGCCUUUGCCAAGAUGUUUGGCUCCACCCCCGACGACCUCGACAUGCACGUGGUGUACGACGUGUCGCACAACAUUGCCAAGGUUGAGGAGCACCUGGUUGACGGGCAGCUGAAGACGCUGCUGGUGCACCGCAAGGGCUCCACCCGCGCCUUCCCGCCCCACCACCCGCUCAUCCCCGUGGACUACCAGCUCACCGGGCAGCCGGUGCUCAUCGGGGGCACCAUGGGCACGUGCAGCUACGUGCUGACAGGCACGGAGAAGGGCAUGGGGGAGACGUUUGGGUCGACGUGCCACGGCGCGGGGCGGGCACGCAGCCGCAACAACAGCCGCAACAAGCUGGACUACCAGCAGGUGCUGGAUGCGCUCAAGACGAAGGGAAUCGCCAUACGCGUGGCCAGCCCCAAGCUGGUGAUGGAGGAGGCGCCCGAGAGCUACAAGGAUGUGAGCGAGGUGGUGGACACGUGCCACUCGGCGGGCAUCAGCAAGAAGACGGUCAAGCUGCGGCCCAUAGCGGUGGUCAAGGGAUGACCCAAGGGCACGGGGCUGGAUGCCAGUCGUGCCCAUGCCCAUUGCCCCUGCCCCUGUUGUUGCUUGUCCCCUGCUGCUCUGUACUCGCUAAUCAACACCAGUUCACUCUUGUACAUCAUCUUUCUGUCAGCACCACACACAUC